Molecule: messenger RNA, 840 nt
Organism: Emiliania huxleyi CCMP1516
Lineage: Eukaryota; Haptophyta; Isochrysidales; Noelaerhabdaceae
Exons: 3
Coding region: 1-840 (279 amino acids)
Source: RefSeq, a predicted model, not a curated record
AUGGCCUCCCACCGCAUCGGCGCGCGCGUCGCGGGCCUCUCGCCAGCGCAGCUGUGCGCCAUCAUCGAGGCGCAGGCGGGCGCGAGCGCCGCCGCGCUGCGCGUGGCGGAGGAGCACACUGCACGGCUCGUGGAGCAGCCUGAGUGGGUGCUCUCCGAGGUCCUCCUCUCGCCGGACCUCGCCCCGCACAUCCUCGCCCAGCUGCCGACCACGGAGCACGCCGUCAAGGGGACGUGCGAGAGGUGCGAGCCGGUGGAGAGAGAUGUUGCGAGGUGGUGGUUGUACAAGGAGCUUGCGGGCGACGGCGUCAACACCACGAGCGACACGACCGACACCACGAUCGCGGCUGCCGAAAAGGCUUUCGGCGUGACCGUGAGCCGCGGCGCUGCCGGCGAGCAUCUGUUCCGCAACAACGCUUGGUCGCCGCUGGAGUACGCGCGCAAUGGCAGCCGCGACCUCUACAUCACCGAAUUCCGGUUGGAGCGGUGCUCCGCCUACAACACGCUCGUCAAGUACGUGCUGCUGCCGGUUCUUGGGCGGGUGGCGUACCGCCUCCUCACAACCGAAUAUCUCGAGACCUUUGGUCCGUGCGCCGCCGGGCCGUCGGCCUCGACGGUCGGCGAUCCGAUCGUGGCGUAUGUGGACGAGAGGAGGCGUUUCGUGGAGAAUGGCAGCAGCUUCGGCGGCGCCUUUCCCGGCGAGCUGGUGCUGCAGACGUUCGUAGAGGGCUCGCCCGAGAGCGGCUUCGUGUACGUCUUCGACGGCGCGAUUCGCGGCCGGGUGCGGGUGACGUGCAAGCUGAGCCCCGGAUGCUGGCUGUGCCCGUGCGGCUGCUCCUGA